CUUUAGAUAACAUAAAAAGUUUUAAUAAUUUAUCUCAAGUCCUACUUGAAGCUCUCUGUUUAGACCUGCGCUAGUUACAAGCACCAAGUAUAAGCACCUUAAAUGACAAAAAACAAAAUUGUAAAUUCGAAAACAGAAAUGUCAAACUUAACGUAAACGGCUGGCGAGUGGCGGGCGCUCUAAAAAAAUUAAUUUUUAGUUAUUUUGAAAGCUUUUAAGCUAUUUAUUUACACCAUCAGUGCUCUUUAUCACCUCCAUCAUGUUCUCAACAAGCAGCCAAAGGAAGUUCUGGACUUUCAGCGAUGAAACUGAACUUGCUCGUCAGAGAGAAAAACAGAAUUUGGAAUUCAUAGCAAAACAUGGGCAACAUAUCGACGAAUACCAACGGUACAACUUUUUCUUGUCACCGGAGGAAGAGAGACUGUUGUUAAAACAAUACGAGCUGCACUUGAAAGAGUUUUGUAAAAGAUUCGCGCCUCCAAUGCCGAAAGGAGUUGUCGGUACUGCAUUUCAUUACUUUAAAAGGUUCUAUUUAUAUAAUUCAACGAUGGAUUACCACCCUAAAGAAAUUUUAGCUACUUGCGUAUAUUUGGCUUGCAAAGUUGAAGAAUUUAAUGUGUCCAUAUGCCAGUUCGUCGCUAACAUUAAAGGUGACAGAGAGAAGGCGUCGGAUAUAAUUUUAAACAAUGAAUUACUCUUAAUGCAGCAGUUAAACUAUCAUCUGACAAUUCAUAACCCUUUUCGUCCGGUCGAAGGGUUUUUAAUUGAUAUAAAAACUAGGUGUUCCCUUGCAAAUCCGGAACGCUUACGUAGUGGUAUUGACGAGUUCUUGGAAAAGGUUUUUUUGACUGAUGGUUGCUUACUCUAUGCACCAUCUCAGAUUGCAUUGGCAGCUGUGCUACAUGCAGCAAGUAAAGAACAAGAAAACUUAGAUAGUUAUGUCACUGACAUGUUAUUUCAUGAUGCUGGUUCAGAUAAACUAGCUAUACUUAUAGAGGCUGUACGUAAGAUAAGAUCCAUGGUGAAAAUGGUAGAAAGCCCUCCCAGAGAGAGGGUUAGGAUCAUAGAGAAGAAACUUGACCGGUGUAGAAACCAAGAAAACAACCCUGACAGUGAGAUUUACAAGCGGCGGAUGCGAGAAGCCAUUGAUGAGGAUGACAUACCCCAGGGUUCAAGUAGAAUGUCACUCGACACUAGUGGUAUUUCACAAGUACUCUCACCGUCAGCUUCAUAAAAUAAUGAAUAAUGUACAUAGUUUCAUACAUGUAUUCACAGACAUUACUUCAAAUUGUAUUUAAUUUAGUAACUUUCUGACAAGUCGAGAACUCAACAUCUUCAUUUCAUAACUCAUCAUUUGACAGAGCUGGUUCUCAAAUUAUCUAUGGAGAUGAAGGUGAUGAGAUAAUUGUAUAAGAGUAUAGAUUAUUUUAUCUAUAUUGUUUAACAGCUUUUUACAACUAAAUAAUUUGUUAUUUAAAUUAAUUCAUUUAUUUAUCAAUCACAUGUGGUCAGUAUUGCUUUUUGUUGAUAAAUGAAUGAAUGGAUAAGUGAAAUGUUGCUCUAAGAAUUCAUGAUGAUUUUGUAAAUAUAAGUUUUUGACUAAUAUAAAGAAAGACAUGAAAUAAACUAAGAAUUGGACAUA
This is a messenger RNA of Pararge aegeria (speckled wood butterfly), 1642 nucleotides long. RefSeq names its product cyclin-H (gene CycH). Lineage: Eukaryota; Metazoa; Arthropoda; Insecta; Lepidoptera; Nymphalidae. Gene Ontology annotation, biological process: DNA-templated transcription; regulation of cyclin-dependent protein serine/threonine kinase activity; regulation of transcription by RNA polymerase II. The record is from RefSeq and is a predicted model, not a curated record. Bases 260 to 1234 code for a protein of 324 amino acids. Gene Ontology annotation, cellular component: transcription factor TFIIK complex; nucleus. The transcript has a single exon. Gene Ontology annotation, molecular function: cyclin-dependent protein serine/threonine kinase regulator activity.